AAGAACAAGCACACACACACACACACACUGCCAAGCGGACUUUGGCCUCGGCGGCGACCCGGCCGAGAUGGACGAGCUGAGCCCGAGGGAACGAGAACUUCUGAAGAUCCGGCGGGACAGCGACAGCAAGGCGGCGCAACUGCUCAAGAUGGAGAAACUUAUGCAGCAGACCAAAGACCUGUUGGACAAGCGUAGCGAGCCUGACAAGGUCCAAGAAAACAUGGUGGAGGACCUGGAGGAGAAGGUGCGCUCCAGUCGGCGUCACCGGCGGAAUUCUCUCCACCACACGCAGAUGCUGGAGAGUCAAAUGAAGACGGUGAAGGGCGAGCUGGAGGGAACGCUGGACCACCUCCAAGAACUGCGCAACGUCCUGCGCCGCUCGCAGCAGAAAGCCGAGGAGCGCAAGGCCGCUAUGGAGAAGCUGGCCGCCGGACUAAUGUGAACGCCCGCGCCCGAGAGCCAGACCCAGACCUAGACCCGAACCAACAUCAAGAUCGAGUCUUCUUCUUCUUCUUAAUGCAAAACAAUACAAUGGAUUUAACUCAAUGAAACUACUCCAGACUAGAUGACAUUAUACUAGAAUUGACUAGAUUGUACCAGACGAGAUUAGUGUGUUAGAGGAGGCUCAUCUAGAAUAGACUAGAUUAGACUUCACUAGACUAGCCAAGACUAGACAACAAUAGACUAGACAAGAUUUGACUAGACUAGUCUUGACAUUAUACUCGAAUAGAACAGACUGUACUAGACCAAUACAGUGUGGUUAGGCUAGUCUUAAAUAGAUUACCCGAGAGUAGACUACACUAGACUAGAUUAACCUGGUCUUGACUGAACUAUAUUGUACUAGAAUAGAAUCGACUGUCCUGGAUUGGAUUAGUGUGGUUAGACUAGGCUCGACUGAAAUAGACUAGGUUAGACUGAAGUAGUUUGACUAAAUUACAUCAUACUAGAAUCGAAUAGAGCGGCACGGUGGGCACCUGGUUAGCACAUCUGCCUCACAGUUGUGAGCUUGCAGGUUCAAAUCCGGCCCCGCCUGUGUGGCGUUUGCAUGUUCUCCCCGUGCCUGCGCCUGCACGGCUUUUCUCCGGGUACUCGGCUUUCCUCCCACAUCCCAAAAACAUGCGUGCGCGGUUCAUUGACGACUCUGCAAUGCCCGUUAGUGUGAACAUGAGUGCGAAUGGUUGUUUGUUUCUAUGUACCCAGCGAUUGGCUGGCGACCAGUUCGGGGUUCACCCCGCCUCUUGCCCGCAGUUAUCUGGGAUAGGCGCCAGCACGCCCACCACCCGCGAGAGGAGAAGCGGUACGGAAGAUGGAUGGAUGCAUACACUGUUCUAGACUAGAUUAGUGUUGUUAGACUAGGUUUGAGUAGACUAGAUUAGAUUAUUCUAGGAUGGACUCAAUUAGACUCGAUUAAACUGGUUUAACAUUAUACUAGAAUAGAGUCUACUAGACCAGACUAGUGUGGUUAAACUGGGCUCGACUGGACUAGAUUACACUUCACAAAACUCGACAAGAUGAGAAUCGACCGCACUAGAAAAACCAGACUAGACUAUCCAUCCAUCCAUCCAUCCAUUUUCCGAGCCGCUUCUCCUCACGCGGGUCGCAGGCGUGCUGGAGCCUAUCCCAGCUGUCAUCGGGCAGGAGGCGGGGUACACCCUGAACUGGUUGCCAGCCAAUCGCAGGGCACAGACUAGACUAGAUGAAAGUAGUCUAGACGACAUUAUACUACAAUAGAAUAGUACUAUACUAGAUCAGUGUGGUUAGACUAGGCUAGAUGAGACUCCCCUUGACCAGAUUAAACUAGACUAGACUAAAAUUAUGCAAAACGACACUUUACUAGAUUACUUCUCUUUUUAUUUCAACACAAUUUUAUUGAAAUAAAUACAAAGGAAAAACA
Messenger RNA from Phyllopteryx taeniolatus (common seadragon), 1894 nucleotides. RefSeq lists its product as uncharacterized. The record is from RefSeq and is a predicted model, not a curated record. Bases 68 to 442 code for a protein of 124 amino acids. The transcript has 2 exons. Lineage: Eukaryota; Metazoa; Chordata; Actinopteri; Syngnathiformes; Syngnathidae.